Messenger RNA from Annulohypoxylon maeteangense, 2224 nucleotides. RefSeq names its product MFS general substrate transporter. Gene Ontology annotation, molecular function: transmembrane transporter activity. Gene Ontology annotation, biological process: transmembrane transport. The transcript has 4 exons. The record is from RefSeq and is a predicted model, not a curated record. Gene Ontology annotation, cellular component: membrane. The coding region runs from base 20 to 2224 and encodes 734 amino acids. NCBI's taxonomy places the organism in Eukaryota, Fungi, Ascomycota, Sordariomycetes, Xylariales, Hypoxylaceae.
ACCCUCACUUCAUCUGAAAAUGCCUAUGGAAAAGGACAUGUGGGUCUUCGGACCCGAAUCUCAGUCAACAUCCCCCGACGACCUUCAUGAAGUCUGUUUGGACGACGAUACGGGGGGCGUAGGAGUCCGAGCCCCUUUACCAGCCGGAAGUCGGCCUGAAUGCUUAAGGAGUGCCCUUAAAGAAUGCAUAUUCGUUGUCCUAAUCGCCUUUUCUGCAGCUACUCCUGUCUUCCUUCAACGGUCCGUUGUACUUGUGGCUGGAUCUAUGUCCGAGGAAUUAGAGAUGACACCGGCUCAGAUUGCAUGGGCUACAGCAAGUUCAGGUCUGACGACCGGCGCAUUCUUGCUUCCUUUUGGCUACAUUGCUGAUACAUGCGCCUUUCUACCUCGGAAAACUCUUCUUAUCAUCAGCUUAGUAGCUUUCAGUUUGCUCGUGUCGUCGACGUCCCUUUCGCCGAAUGGGAUUGUCCUUGAUAUCAUAUCCGGAUUGACAGGUAUCGCUUGCGCAGCGAACGUUCCAAUUGCCGUUGGUCUCUUGAGUCUUGUAUACCCUAAACCGUCACGUCGGAAGAAUAUGGUCUUCUCUUCUUUCUUGAUGGGCACACCGGCAGCAACCAUAAUCGGCGGUCUCGGCUCAGGAGCCCUAGCUCUCCAGUUCAGUUGGAAAGCCCCAUUCAUAGCUUUGGCUAUUUUAUAUUCGGUCGUCUGCGGGCUUGCAUGCAUCUUCGUUCCGAAUAUUCCAGAACCUGAGACAUCUCAAGAGAGGGACGAGAUGCACAUUAUCGCCGAGCCAGAAGCUUUUCCUAUGCUUUCAAUCGCAACCCAUAAGAAGAAGUCUCCCUUAUUGGAAUUCGAUUGGGUCGGGCUGGUCUUGCUGAUCACGGGUCUUCUACUAUUUACUAUUGCUUUGACUAUUGGACCCCAAGGCCCGGAACCAUGGAAGACGCCGACAGUUAUCCUUCUCCUAACCUUGGGUGUGUUGUCUCUUGGAUGCUUUCUUCUUUGGGAAAAGGUUACACAAACGCCAAUGAUACCUCCCUCCAUUUGGGAGAACUGGACGGUAACUUUGGUGAUUAUUUCCACAUUAGGCGCUGCUAUGUCUUUUUAUUCGCAACUGUUCUGGGUAUCUUUAUUCAUGCAGGACCUCGAGGGCCUUAAGCCAUUCGAUGUUGCUGUGAGGUUACUACCCCAGGCCCUUGUGGGUUUAUUACUCAGUCCUCUCGUUGGCUUGAUUAUGCACAAAGUUCCUGGUACGGUGCUUCUGGGUGUGGCUGCUGGUGCUCUUGUUGCUAGCAAUGUGCUCCUCGUGUUUUUGCAUCAAGGAAGUAAUUACCUAAUUUGGAUAUUUCCCUCGGUCGUGUUGAGUACUAUUGGAAUGGAUUGGACUAUGAACGUUGGGUCGCUCUAUAUCUUAUCAUCUCUUCCCCUUAAACAACAUUCUAUCGGAGCUUCAGUUCUCCAAACGACGAGUCGUCUCGGCGUCCCACUAGGUAUGGGUGUUACUACCGCAAUAUGGUCUUCGUAUGAUAGGAUGCAGCUGGAGGCCAAUCCGGAAAUCGCAUAUACCAAUACUUUUAUUGCGACGGCAGCAUUUGCGGGAAUUUCACUCUCUCUUGUACCAUUCAUUCACAUUGGGAGACAGGGUCAUCCGAAACAAAAAUUAGUAGACCACAAGGAUGAGGAUAUUCAACCAGAAACACCGAUUCUUUCCCAGCAUCACCUUGGCCUUUCUCGAAUUGGUCAAAAUGAUAAUGGGAAUCGUCCGAGCAAGAGAUGGUCACCGGUUGAUACGCUGGCGACAUCAGCUGUAGGUGAAAGGCAACACACUAUAGCCCCCUCAGUAUCAUCGCAGUCAUCCCGUAUAAGUGCGGAUGCCCCGAGCAGCAUUGGCACGGCGAGGACAACUAUCCGACGAGGGUGCAGUCCAUCUGAAAGAGUAGUCUGGGUUGUCUGCGAAGAAUGCGGCACAAGCAAACGCCACAACCAACCACGUAGAGCCGUGGGUGAUCCGGCGCGCUACUUCAACGAUUCGGCAUUAGGUGGAGUGACUGAGAGUCACAAUCACCAAACAAAUAAUCACACUACCGAGAGCAGUAGUAACCCAACUAGCCAGCCGCAUGCCGCUCCUCAGCUUCCUAGGCAGUUCGGUGGACGUCGACGCCUACCUCUCGUGAACCGUCAAAUCAUGACUCACCAGAUGCUAACCCAGGGUUUCCAGCCCUGA